Molecule: messenger RNA, 1152 nt
Organism: Bacidia gigantensis
Lineage: Eukaryota; Fungi; Ascomycota; Lecanoromycetes; Lecanorales; Ramalinaceae
Exons: 1
Coding region: 1-1152 (383 amino acids)
Biological process (GO): G protein-coupled receptor signaling pathway
Cellular component (GO): membrane; G protein-coupled receptor homodimeric complex
Molecular function (GO): pheromone binding; mating-type factor pheromone receptor activity
Source: RefSeq, a predicted model, not a curated record
AUGGAGACGGAUUCUACAAUCGACUAUUUUGAGCAAACCAUCAUCUUCAACUCACCCGACGGCCCAGUCAACGUUACACUCCCGAUCCUUGACCAGCAAUAUCUUUACAACCUUCAGAUAUGCAUCAACUAUGGAUCACAAAUUGGAGCUUCAAUCGCGAUACUCAUAGCACUCCUUCUGUUAAGCAAGCCCGACAGACGCCUCUCCGCCAUCAUGAUCCUUAACACCUGCUCAUUGAUCUUCAACAUAAUUCGUAACAUACUCCAGUGUCUCUUCUUCACUGGUCCUUAUGGAGAGUUGUAUGCACAAUUCACGGGAGACUUCAGUCACGUCGGCAAUCAGCAGCUUGCUAUCUCAGUCACGGCUACAGUCUUCACAUCACUAUUGCAAGUUUGCGUAGAAGCAUCACUCUACAUGCAAGCUCGCGUUGUCUGUAUUACUCUCCAUGAGGUCCACAAGCGCGUCGUCCUAUCCAUCUCCGCGUUCGUUGCCUCCAUAGCUAUUGGGCUUCGAUUUGCAUACAUGGUGAAAAACGACAUCAGCAUUAUGGAAGAAGCCAGCUCGGGCGAGCUGAUUCCGCUAGGACAUGCAGUGAAUAUCACUACUAGCAUUAGCAUCAUCUGGUUCUCCGCUGUCUUUGUCACAAAGCUAGCGUUUGCUCUUCACCAGCGAAAGAAAAUGGGCAUCAAACAAUUCGGACAUAUGCAGAUUCUGCUGAUCAUGGGCUGUCAAACACUCAUAGUUCCUGGUACGUCUCAGCUUCAUCAUACGGCCAGUAAAUCUAACACCGACGUAGUUGUCUUCUCAAUUCUUCAAUACUUCGCCUUUCCUGCUGCUUCGUCGAACGCAUUGACCGCAUGCGCAGUAUUCCUGCCUCUAUCAUCUCUUUGGGCCUCCGCGUCUGUCAACAGCAAUUCGAGAGGAAAUCGCAUCUCCAUUUCAGAUUUUCCACUUGGCUCCAGAAGCACAAAGACCGGCUACAAAGCCAAGCCGGAUCCACUGGAGUCCACACACACUACGACUACCAUUAGAUUUAGUGGCAGCACGUCUCAACUAUACAGUCCGAAGGACUCCAGCACGCAACAGGUUCAAGACGACCUUGAGAAGCAAGGUUUGACCGACACUGCGCACUUCAUUUCUGGCAAAGGGUGA